Messenger RNA from Tetrahymena thermophila SB210, 702 nucleotides. RefSeq lists its product as hypothetical. Lineage: Eukaryota; Ciliophora; Oligohymenophorea; Hymenostomatida; Tetrahymenidae. The record is from RefSeq and is a predicted model, not a curated record. The transcript has a single exon.
AUGUUGAAAAUAAAAAAAUUAGUUAAAUUAAGAAACAUAGAAGAAGAAAAAAAACAAGUAAAUAAAAUAAUAAAAAAAAAGAAAGAAAUUAAAUAAAAAUCUAAUAAACAAAUUAAAAGAGUUAUAUUUUUUAAAUUUAUUUUUAUUUUUAUAGCUAAAAAUAUUACAAACUAAAACAAAUAAAUUCUUUGUUUUACACUAGACAAAGUGUUAACUUUGAGAGAUUAGUACAAUUUUCUAAAGCAGAACCUAAGACUAAUACACCUUAAUCACCAAUUUCAUUCUCACUUUUUAAAUAUUGAAAAAAAAAAUAUAUAUUUAAUUAAUUAGUUAUUUAGAAGGAAAAAUAAAGAAAAAGUUGAAAUAAUAAUAAGUAAUGAAUUAAUAAAUAAAUAAUAAAAGCAAAUGUUGAAAAUAAAAAAUGAGUUAAAUUAAGAAUAUAGAAGAAGAAAAAACACAAGUACAAUAAAAGAUAAGGAAAAUAAAUUAAAUAAAUAAAAAGCUAAUAAACAAAUUAAAAUAAUCAUAUUGUUUUAAAUUCAUUUUUAUAACCAAAAUAUCACAAUCCAAAAGAAGCAAACUUUUUAUCAACUAAAUGUUUUAGUAGGAAAAAAUAAGUAAAAAUAUUAAAUAAUAAAAAAUUAAUAAUUAAUAAAAAUUAUAAAAGUGAAAAUUAAGUUAAAAUAACCAAAAAUAAAAUGA